Molecule: messenger RNA, 1275 nt
Organism: Bufo bufo (common toad)
Lineage: Eukaryota; Metazoa; Chordata; Amphibia; Anura; Bufonidae
Product: carbohydrate sulfotransferase 6-like
Exons: 2
Coding region: 136-1275 (379 amino acids)
Biological process (GO): N-acetylglucosamine metabolic process; sulfur compound metabolic process; carbohydrate metabolic process
Cellular component (GO): Golgi membrane
Molecular function (GO): N-acetylglucosamine 6-O-sulfotransferase activity
Source: RefSeq, a predicted model, not a curated record
ACCGCUACAAGAUAUCCAUCAGGUGACUGCAGAUUUCACUUCAUCCACCCAUAAGGUUUCCUGCAAAUUUAUUUUACUACCACGUCAGGCUCUUAGAGGAACUCCAUAGCUUCAGUAAGAGGUAAUUUGGAAACCAUGCCCAGGAUAAAGGUUAUGACCUCUGUCAUUGCAGUAGUGAUAUUUCUUCAAAUCAUUUUCCUGGUUCAUUUACACCAAAGACCAAGUGUUAAUCUGCCAACCAAAGGAGAACCAAAGAAGGUUCAUCUUCUCAUUCUUUCCACCUGGAGGUCAGGAUCAUCUCUUUUAGGUCAGUUCUUCAGUCAGCACCCUGAUGUCUUCUACUUGAUGGAGCCAGCUUGGCACGUGUGGCAGUCCUUACCGCACUACAGCGCCCACGUUCUUCAUAUGUCAGUGAGAGACAUGGUCCGCUCAGUGUUUAAAUGUGACAUGUCCGUGUUUGAUACGUACAUGAAAAGUGAGAAGAAUAUUUCAGCCUUGUUCCAGUGGUAUUCCAGUAAGGCUCUCUGUGCACCCCCUGCAUGCCAUUCAUUUUCUCGUUACAAUAUCACAAAUGAGACGGCUUGUAAGAAACUGUGUGGAAAUGAUUCAUUUAGUAAAAUUGAAGAGACAUGUGACAAGUAUACCCAUAUAGUUGUCAAAGAGGUUCGAUUUUUUGACAUCACAGUACUGUAUCCUCUUCUCAAAGACCCUUCCUUAAAUCUGAAAAUCCUCCACUUGGUACGUGACCCCCGAGCUGUUGGGAAGUCCCGUGGACGGGCUCCCAGAGCUCUUGCUGGUGACAACGGCAUCGUCCUUGACACAAACGGCACAAAAAUAAACGAUACGAAUUACGAAGUCUUAAGAAAAAUCUGCGAGAGUCACGUUAACAUGUACAAGAUAGCCAGCUACAAACCUCCUCCGUUCCUGAAAGGAAAAUACAUGUUGGUCCGGUAUGAAGAUUUGGUGCGAAAUCCAUUAAAGAAAGUGGAAGAGCUGUAUAAAUUUGCCAAUUUACAACUGACUGAUCAGCUUGCUCAAUGGAUCUAUAAUAUAACUCACGGAGAAGGACCAGCCAAGAGAAAGGAAGCCUUUGAAACCACUACAAGAAAUGCAUUAAAUGUAUCUGUAGCCUGGAGAGGUGUUCUUCCCUUUGAGAAAGUCCGACAAAUACAGGACGUAUGCAAGGAAGCCUUUACCACCUUAAAAUACCAGUUUAUGAAUUCGGAGGCAGAACAGCAGGAUAUGUCAAGGGAUUUUAUACUGCCAAUGAAAUAG